Cucurbita pepo subsp. pepo (vegetable marrow) is the source of this 1040-nucleotide messenger RNA. RefSeq names its product binding partner of ACD11 1. NCBI's taxonomy places the organism in Eukaryota, Viridiplantae, Streptophyta, Magnoliopsida, Cucurbitales, Cucurbitaceae. Gene Ontology annotation, molecular function: RNA binding. The record is from RefSeq and is a predicted model, not a curated record.
GAAACUUCAUUUUCUGCUAGUCAAUUCCAUUGUCUCCUCUGCAAGUUACAUUUCAACGGGACAAGAGACGAAUCAAUUUACUGUUGCAGCGAAAACAUGAAUCCUGGUGGGUAUACGGUUGAAGUGACGGGCUUGUCUCCUAAAGCAACGGAGAAGGAUAUCCUCGAUUUCUUCGCUUUCUCUGGCGCAAUCGAGCUCGUUGAGAUUGUGAGGUCUGGUGAAGAUGCCUGCACUGCAUAUGUGUCAUUCAAAGAUGCUUACUCUCAAGAGACUGCUUGCCUGCUGAGUGGUGCAACAAUUGUAGAUCAACGAGUGUGCAUAACACGGUGGGGACAUUUCGAUGAAGAAUUUGAUUUCUGGAGCAGGCCUUCCGGUGACCAUGAAGAAGACGGUACUCCUGCUUCGGCUCAAAGAAGUCAGUUUGUUUCCACCGCUGGAACCGCAGUGUCCAUGGCCCAGGACGUAGUCAAAACCAUGCUGGCCAUGGGUUACGUGCUGGGGAAAGAUACAUUUACGAAAGCCAAAGCAUUUGAUGAAUCUCAUCAGGUCUCAGCAACCGCAGCAGCUAAGGUAGCUGAUUUGAGUAACAGAAUUGGCCUUACUGACAUGAUUGGUGCAGGGUAUGAAGCGGCUAAAACCAUGGAUGAGAAGUACCACGUAUUGCAGACAACCAAAUCAGCUAUAUCAGCCACUGGAAGAACAGCUGCUGCUGCUGCUGAUACGGUGGUUAGGAGUAGCUACUUCUCCAGGGGAGCUCUUUUCAUGUCUGAUGCCCUGAAUCGAGCUGCCAAAGCUGCAGCUGACUUGGGUAGUCGUGGUCUCGAACAUUAAGACGUUAGAGAGUCCUUCUGCUCAUCCAUUGUAAAUAAAGCACUGAUAUUUUAUCAGAACGUACAUUCAUCUGAAAGCUGUAUGUAUAAAUUUUACAUUUCAUAGAGUUCAAUCACACCAGUCCUUUGAACCUCUAAAAUUUGCUAAAUUUUAGCCUCUGAAUAGUCAGUAAAAUACGAGUCGAAUCGUCUCCCAGAUUGUACUUUUUA